AUGGAGGGGUCAUCCGUCGCUCCCCCUGUUGCCGCGGUCAUCAGGAAACAGCCUCCGCCAGAGAAAGCCGAAGCCAUCAACCUGCGGACCAAGAUAGUGCUGUCCUUCUGGGCUGUCAUAGUUUUGCUAGGUAUUCCGACAUGGUUGAGGACGACAUCAAUCUAUCGCGCGAGCCUUCCACUACAAGAUAUGCUCGACUGGGCGGACGGACAGAAUACCCCCGCCGCGAUUCCCUUGGACGUCUGGGUUUCGGCACCAGCUCUGCCCUGCUUGGAGGUCCAGACGAUUGUACGAGACACACAACAAGCCUUGGACGACCUCACCAAGUAUCCCACCUUCCACCCAAAGCUUCACCUCGUGGACCUGCAGGAACGUGGAGGUAACGGAGGGGGAAAGAGCUGCGGCGAGGAUCUCACAAAUCUGAAUCUUGGGGAACCUGCACUGAAACUAUAUCUUGAGCCAACAUCUGAUAGCUUUGCGUUCAGUCUGAGCGCCGUCGCCGCGGAAGCUCGAGCUCGCAUACCUCCUAAUGCAGGGCCUAGUCACGCCAAAGAUUUGGCCGAAGCCAUUUAUGGCCUCUUCAGGGAGGAACAGAUUGCUGCAGCGCUGCAGACCGUCUCGCUUGCUAGCCACAGCCAGAAUGCUCAGGCAUUUCUGCAAUCACAGCCCUACGACAUGGUUUCUGGGAUUGAGAAGCAGAUCAACCGCGCUUACAAGUCGUCUCCCGAAUUCCACCUGACCUUUUCCCUUCUGACAGCCAGUGGCGCUCCUUCCAGUUGGGAUAUACAGCAUGCGCUUCAAGAGCACGUCCAUCCGCUUGUGCACGCACUGUCAGCCGUUGCCGAUUUUGAGGUCACCACACAGGUGCAGCUAUAUGCGACUCUUCCACCCACCGUACAGCCUCAUCACAUAGAAGGCCAGAACGGAACGUACCUACAUCAAAAUGACUUGACGGCGUUUGUGAAUGCUGCAGAGUGGCCCCUCGCCCCGUCACUUGGAGAUGGACCUACACUCAACUUCAUUCUCUACAUCCCAGCUAAGGAUCAGAUACCACUGUCGAUUGAAGAUAGCAAGGAGCUCUCAUGGGUCAUCCCUCAGUGGGGUGGUAUCCAGAUUCUUAACCCGCCAUUGUAUCCGCAUCCUGUUCACGGUACUCCAAUGCUUUCAGAGCAUUUGGACAAAGACCUGCUGCGCCGGCCUUUUGAAAAGUUUGCCUCGCAACUGCUGUCACUUCUGGGCGUCUUGCAAUCCGAUCACGACGCGAAAGGCAAGCCUUUGCAAUUGCGGCUUGAUGCUUACAAAAGGCACUCGGCCUUGACUCUCCACCUCAAAGCAGGAUCCAGUCUGGGAUCGCUUGCCCGCCUUGCUCAAAGGUUGAGCAACAUCCCCAUCCCGAGGAACGUUGCUCAACUGGUUGACGACGCGAUUUCCCAUCUUUCCGCCUCGUGUCGCGCGUUCUUGGGGAGCAGGUGGACUGAAGCUCUGGCCCACGCCAAAGUAGCAUUUAGAGACAGCGAAAAGGCAUUCUUUGACAAGUCGAUGGUUGGUCAGGUCUAUUUUCCCGACGAGCACAAGGUUGCUGUUUAUCUGCCUCUCCUAGGCCCGGUGGGGGUCCCUCUGAUCAUUGGUCUUCUGAGAGAGGUCAAACGUUUCGUUUCGAGCAAGCAAGCAGGAAGAGCAUGA
Messenger RNA from Cladophialophora carrionii CBS 160.54, 1683 nucleotides. RefSeq lists its product as uncharacterized. Gene Ontology annotation, biological process: attachment of GPI anchor to protein. Bases 1 to 1683 code for a protein of 560 amino acids. The transcript is spliced from 3 exons. The record is from RefSeq and is a predicted model, not a curated record. Lineage: Eukaryota; Fungi; Ascomycota; Eurotiomycetes; Chaetothyriales; Herpotrichiellaceae. Gene Ontology annotation, cellular component: GPI-anchor transamidase complex.